AUGGGCUCGACUAGAUUUGAAUGCCUAAUAACCCACAUUAAAAAAAAUAAUCAAAUAGAUAUUGAUAUCUUAUGCAUUCCCAAAAAUGAAAACAUGAAAAUAUCAAUUUCGGAUAAAGGUUACUAUCCUUGA
Molecule: messenger RNA, 132 nt
Organism: Cetraspora pellucida
Lineage: Eukaryota; Fungi; Glomeromycota; Glomeromycetes; Diversisporales; Gigasporaceae
Source: the annotation of a GenBank genome assembly